This is a messenger RNA of Sphenostylis stenocarpa, 1449 nucleotides long. The record is from the annotation of a GenBank genome assembly. Lineage: Eukaryota; Viridiplantae; Streptophyta; Magnoliopsida; Fabales; Fabaceae.
AUGGAUUAUGAGCAAUUUGAUUACUCAUUUGGCUCUCCUUACAUGAACCAACUCCAUGAGUGUUGCUUCGAAAAUGCAUUUCCAUUUCAAACAGAAGAUAUCUUAACACCAAAUAUCAUCCUGGAUGAAAUAUUUGAUCAAGAUUCCAUGGAGGACUUGCUGCUGGAAGAUACUAACAACCAGGACAUUGGUUUCCUGAAUCAUAAUGAUCCACCGGAGACUGAAUUUUGUCAUGGAUUUGCCCCUAGUCCCGAGGAAAAUGUGCAUGAUUCAGUGGAAGAAGGAGAUUCUUAUUUGAAGGAAAUCCAAGCAGAGCUAAUGGAAGAGACUAGUUUAGUUGAUCUCUUGUUAACAGGAGCUGAAGCUGUUGAAGCACACAACUGGGCCCUUGCUUCAGAUAUAAUUGAAAAACUAAAUAAUGCCUCAUCUUUACGAAAUGGUGAUGGUUUGUUGAACAGGUUGGUUUUUUUCUUUACUCAGGGUCUGUAUUAUAAAAGUACAAAUGCCCCAGAGUUGUUGCAGCAUAGUGCUGUUUCUACACACACGAAUGCUUUCUGUGUGUUUCAGGUUCUCCAAGAACUCUCUCCCUAUGUGAAAUUUGCUCAUUUCACAGCAAACCAAGCAAUCUUAGAAGCCACAGAAGGUGUUGAGAAUGUUCACAUCAUUGAUUUUGAUAUCAUGGAGGGGAUUCAGUGGCCACCCUUGAUGGUUGACUUUGCAAUGAGGAAAGGUACUACUUCCCUUAGAAUAACAGCCAUCACAGUGGACCAGAGAGGUACCGCUUCUGCUCAACAAACAGGAAGACGGCUCAAAGAGUUUGCAGCUUCUAUCAACUUUCCAUUCAUGUUUGAUCAGAUAACGAUGGCAAGAGAAGAAGAUUUUCAAGGAAUUGAACUUGGUCAAACACUGAUAGUCAACUGUAUGAUGCACCAGUGGAUGCCUAAUAGAAGCUUCUCAUUGGUCAAAACUUUCUUGGAUGGUGUGACCAAAUUGUCCCCGAGGCUUGUGGUCUUAGUGGAAGAAGAAUUGUUUAAUUUCCCUAGGCUCAAGUCCAUGUCCUUUGUGGAGUUCUUCUGUGAGGCUUUGCAUCACUACACUGCACUUUGUGAUUCACUUUCUAGUAGUCUAUCGGGUAGCCACAAGAUGGGGUUGAGCAUGAUAGAGAAAGAGAUUCUGGGGCUCAGAAUCUUGGACAGUGUGAGGCAGUUUCCUUGUGAGAGAAAGGAGAGAAAGGUGUGGGAGGAAGGGUUUUAUUCCUUGAAAGGGUUCAAACGUGUUCCUAUGAGUACAUGUAAUAUGUCACAAGCCAAGUUCUUGGUAAGCCUCUUUGGUGGAGGGUAUUGGGUCCAAUUCGAGAAGGGUAGGUUGGCCUUGUGUUGGAAAUCAAGGCCUUUGACUGUGGCUUCAAUCUGGUUACCAAUGGCUUAUUCGACUGACAAAGCCAAAUAG